Messenger RNA from Acanthosepion pharaonis, 474 nucleotides. The record is from the annotation of a GenBank genome assembly. NCBI's taxonomy places the organism in Eukaryota, Metazoa, Mollusca, Cephalopoda, Sepiida, Sepiidae.
AUGGAGCGACGACGUCUCGGCGAUGUGAGGAUCGUUUUGGUAUUAAGGUUUCUCUGCCUGUCUGGCUUGUGUGGUCGCCUUUUUGGAGUCUCUCUUCUCGCGGUCGCCACUCAAGCCGACGACCAUCAUGGCUGUGAUCGUGUGAAAGAAAAUUAUGUACAACACAAGUUCGGUCCGGCCAAAGAUGUCCCUGACGAUCCUCUUCCCGAAUCUGACUUGUCUGUCUGUUUCAAUGGUUUGGAACCAGUCUGCCUUAUUCAUGCUCCCCUUCUUUCAGUUGGCAUCACUAGAAUUCCUUGCUUUUCCACUCCCCCCCCUCGUGCUCCCCCUUUUUCACUUGACCCUGCUUGUGCCCCCUUUUCCUCCCUCCCUCCCUGCUUUUCCAUCUUUAUUUUAUUUAUUUAUUUAUUUAUAUUUUUUUGUCUGUCUAUCUUUCCCCUCUCCUUUCUCUACAUUGAUAGUUUGUUUGAAUAG